Messenger RNA from Engraulis encrasicolus (European anchovy), 858 nucleotides. RefSeq names its product leucine rich repeat containing 3B (gene lrrc3b). Gene Ontology annotation, molecular function: protein binding. The transcript has 3 exons. Bases 1 to 858 code for a protein of 285 amino acids. NCBI's taxonomy places the organism in Eukaryota, Metazoa, Chordata, Actinopteri, Clupeiformes, Engraulidae. The record is from RefSeq and is a predicted model, not a curated record.
AUGUCAGCGGUGGACGUGUGGCACUGCCGCUGCCGCUCCAUCCCCAUGUGGUGCCUGCUGCUGCAGAGCCUGGUGCUGAUGGCCCUGUGCUUCCCGCCCGCCAGCAUGUGCCCAAAGGGCUGCUCCUGCCUACGGACCGACCUGCCGCCGCUGCCCGCCGCCCACCUGCAGCCCGUCCACGGCCUGAACGUGACAUGCAGCCAGUCGCGGCUCAAGGAGAUCCCGCGCGACCUGCCGUCGGACACCGUGCUGCUGCGUCUGGACCGGAACCACAUCUCGGCCAUUCCGGACCGAGCCUUCGGCGGCCUGCGCAUGCUGCGCGAGCUCAACCUCUCCAGCAACGCGCUAGAGACGCUGGGCGACGGCGCCUUCUCUGGCCUGGAGGCCUCACUGCAGCUGCUGGACCUGUCCCACAACCGCAUCACGACGGUGGCCCGGGAGGCCUUCUCGCGGCUGAAGGCGCGCGUGGUCGUCGAGGGCAACCCGUGGCACUGCGACUGCGCCCUGCAGCAGGCGCUCGGCGGCAUGGCUGCGCACAACCACGAGGCGGCCACGCGCGUGCUCUGCCGCAGCACCGAGCUCCUGCGCCACCCGCUGCCGGACGACGAGCACUACAACGUGGACGCCGACGGACAGCCGUACAUGGUAGACGCCGACCUGUGCAACUUGGCCAAGCGCACCACGGACUACGCCAUGCUGGUGACCAUGUUUGGCUGGUUCGCCAUGGUGAUAUCGUACGUGGUGUACUACGUGCGGCAGAACCAGGAGGACGCCAGACGACACCUGGAGUACCUCAAGUCGCUGCCCAGCAAACCCAAACGGGCCGACGAGGCCGAGGACAUCAGCACCGUGGUGUAG